CCUCAGCCAACGACUAGAUGUAGGCUGUGUAAACUGGUUUCUUCUUCCUGUUGCAGUUCACAAGCAGAGCUGCGAGGGACAAAAGCAAGAUGAAUCUUUACAGCAGCUUUGGAAACCUCAUGGAGGCUUGGGUGACUAAAGAAAACCAGAGUCUGGAUUCAGCAUGGCUUGGAAAUAAUGAUGAAGAUCCUACUACACCUUCCACCGACGGGGGGACAAACCUGCCCACAGAAUCAGAGGACUCCGGAGUGGAGACAGCCAGCUCUGUUACGUCCUUUACUGCUACAUUCUCCUCUGUCUUUAUAGAUAAUGCAGAAAUGGACACAUUUGCACCAAAAACAGAAGUAGAUGGACUCACUCCAUCCUUAACAUCACAGUCUCCUGUGUCUUCCUCAUCCCCGCGCCUCUGUCCCAGCAGAGCUCAGGAGGACUCCACAGCCUUGCACUUAAAAGUGGAGCAAGCACUACAGAAGGUUGAAGCGAAAUGUCCAAAGAACAACCGAGAGCCCGUGACAGUGAAUGGAAUGCUCAGGCAACCACCUCAAGCAUCUUUUUUACCUAAAAGGCACACAUCGGACUUAGUCCUUAGAGGUCAAAGGUCAGAAAGUUUUAGCCUAAGGAGGACAGUUAACCCAUCAGUGUCCAUGAGGCAGAUGUCAGAAAUGAGGCGGAUGUUCAUGACUUGUGAUGAGCAGCUAGCUCAGAAAAGAGCGGAGGACCGUGGUGAGGAGGAGAGGAACGGACUGAGUCCUGGGUUCUGCUACUUGGAGCAUGUGUGCCAAAAAUUAGAAGAAAUUGCCAGAAAACAGAUGCACAGUCGAGCGUUACAGAUGGAGACUGAUGCCCGGUGGGAGCCUCAAGACAUGGAGGCUCUCGACACCUGUCAGAGUGACCUUAAAGCUGCUGAGGAGGCCGUGUCUUCUUGUCAGAUUCCUGAAGAUACAGAAAGUGCAGAACACAGUGAACCCCGGCAGCGUAAUCCUUACAGACAUUUUCGACAGAGAUCAGCUUCAGACACAAAUAUCACAGCAUUGCAAUUUAGAAGGUUGAAUGCAGACUGCAGAGGGCAGCAUCUGACAGAUGACCUGCUGGAGAAGGCAGAGGAAGGCCAUGAAAUUCAGGAGAAUGAAAAAAAGGAGACGAGUAAAACUGGAAGGAACUGGAAAUUAAAAUUUGGGUCUUUGAGAAAAGAGCCUGCAGUGGGCGAUACAAAAGGUCAACAGAUGCAUUCAUCUGAGAAAAUCUCGGCCCGACGACGGCUGAGCCAGCUGCUCAGGAGGAGUAGGAAAACGCCGCCUGUGUCAUGAUGUUUGGACAUUUUAGUUUCAGUUCUGAAGAGGAGGAAGCUUUCCUUUAAAGGUCUUAGCACUGUUGCUGCUUUCAAAUUGACUUCCUGUUCAGCCCAUGGGAUUUAGCAAUCUGCCAUGUUUAUUUAUUGUCUGCUGUGUACUUGCCUUUAUUUUUACGCUUAUAAAUGAUGUCAUUUUCUGUGAAACUGUGAUGGAAUGUCACUGUCAUGUAAUGCUACAGUACUGCAAAGCUUGAUUUUUUACAAUAUCAAAUGUGUAUUUGUGAUAAGCUGCAAAUUGGUAAAGAACACUGGUAUGCACUGUGCACUGUACAGUAUAUUACACCAUAUGUGUAAUAAAUUGAUAAUAUAACUCUCUGAAAUUUGUGUUCAUUUUGUUUUGGUGUACAUCUGCAACAUAAGAGACAUAUGCUUUACAUCCAUCAAAUGCUGUGUGUCUGUGGAAGAACAAGCUGUUAUUACUGCACCACACAGGAUUUCUAAUAACAUCUUAGUAAUUACUGUAUGUAGUCCAUAAAAUGUCCAAUACUGCCUGAAAAAUUCACGUCUUCAACUAGCUUGUUUUGUCUGACCAACAGUUCAAAACCCAAUCAUAAUAACAAGCUCAAGUGUUUGCUGUGAAUUUUUACCACAUAAGUGACUUGAACAUUUAAUUA
Molecule: messenger RNA, 1965 nt
Organism: Etheostoma cragini (Arkansas darter)
Lineage: Eukaryota; Metazoa; Chordata; Actinopteri; Perciformes; Percidae
Exons: 6
Coding region: 90-1307 (405 amino acids)
Source: RefSeq, a predicted model, not a curated record